UCGAUUUCAUUUACGUUAGAUCAGCGAAUAAUACGAAUAAAAUACUUGUUUCUCUCUCGUUCUUGUUCUUUCUCGUCUGUAUACGAGACGUAAAUCAUUUUAAAUCAUUUCUUUUCAACAACAAUCUUUAUAUCUAACAACAUCGUUUCUAUUUCUCUCGCAUAGAUUGUCACACAAUUAACAAUUGUCGAAUUAAAUACGAAAAAUGUAAUAUACGUAUUACGGGGAGAAGCAAAAAUUUACCCUUUCGUUAGUGCCGCUAAAUCCGCAUAAAAGGACGUCUACGAGAUAUUCGCUCGAGCCUGACAACAAGUUUUAACAGAUUUUCAUCUUUUAUACGCGAAUAAUAUAUACGCAGAGUGUGGACAAUUUGUUGCUGUUGCAAGUUGCGAGCUCUGAGUCGUGAACUAGAAGACUAGAAGAUAGAAAGCAUAUUUCGUUUAAAAUAUAUCAAUGUCGUAUAACAUUGUUCGAUAACUGGCUUGUAUCGUGAAGACGAUGUAACGAUACGAUUAAAAAGCGAACAUACUAUAAAGAGAUACCGUGACUGGUAAACUCGUACCAAGAAACGCAAUUAUUUCUUCCCACAACUUCAUGAAAGGCAAUGCUCGUUACUUUCUCGCAAUAAUAGAUCGUCGAAUUUCGAUUUCGCACAAAUUCGUUAAUAUUUAUAGGAAUACGUAUUACCUAGUAACUCUGAAAACAUCGUUUCGUUUAACGAUCUACCACAAAUAUUUUUACCUUCUUGUAUUUAAUUAAUUCUUAUAUUUAUAUAAUCAUAUUUCUUAUAAAAAUUCUUUUCACAUUUUUUGGAAGGUUAAACGUUCUGCUGUGUGUGUUUACGGUGAAAGUUGCAUAACGGCAAUGACUAAUCUUGAAACGAUCGUUUCGCUUCUCUAACGUAAAUGUCAAGACCUGAUCUUUGCAACAGAUCCUUGCGAUUUAAUUUAAUUUCACGUUAUUAUAUAUCGUCGAUUGCAUCGAUUUUGUUACAUAAUGUUGCCGCUAGAGCGGCUUAACUAGGACACAACGGGAUACGACGAAAGAAGACAAUGAAAGAGCCGAGUUACUCUAAUAACGAAGGUUCGUUAGGUAGAAUUUCAGAUCGGUUAAACUCGUUAAUUAACUUCAUUUUAUAUAGACUUUUAUUUUAACGAAGGUAACAGUUACGAGAAGCUUUAUGGAAAAUUAUUAUAAUUCGAUUAAUUGAAUUUCAAAUAACAACUGAUUUGUUUUGCUAAAAUUAAGAGAAAAUUGAAGCAUUAAGAAAUUGCAAAUUUUGUUGUGAAAGUAUACAUGGAGAUUGUUAAUCUAAAAUAGUUAACGUACGUAGCAAAAUAGCAAAUCGUUACAGAUUAAAUUCGCCAAAUAAUUCCUUUCUCAAAUACCGAUUAUUUAUACCGAUGUUAAUAUCGAUAUGAAAAUAUCAUUAUUAUUCUGUUUAAUGGUUUAUGGGCAUGAUAUUGGAGAAUAGUUCGGCAAUGGAAGGUAUCUUGUUUCUAAGAUUUAAAUCGAUCGUUUGAUUGUGAAUCGUUUGUUUGUAAAUCGUUAAAUAUGAAAGAAACGUCACGUAGGUAUUUAAAACACCAAGACAGGCACAGUUUGAUUGUCGAAGUAGUAGUAGGAGCGAUCAUCGAAUGAAAUUAGACGAAAUGAACAAAGCUGAUAGUAUGCUAAGUAUACGCUUCAUUAAGAACGAGAAGAGCUUGAUUUCAAAUAGCUGAUGUGCUUGCAGCAACCGCGUCAAACUUGACAAAUUUCAUCUGUCUAACUAAACGAACGACAGCUAAUCGUUACAUUUUAACCGCGUGAAUAAGGAGAAAGUUGGUUGGCAAUGAAAGUUACAAGUUAAACAAUUAUGUUGAUGCUUUUCGAAGAUACACAAGUACGUAUGUAGUAGGUGCAAGGAGUAUCCUGGAAUCUAAUUUAGUCGAACUGCUAGAUUGUAAAAGUGUUCGGUUGUAAAAAAUGCGUCCGGCUACUGGCAUAACGCUACUGAUUUUUAUCGGAUCUACGCGCGCAAUCUAUUAUUAUGUAACGAGUAUAAAAACUGAAAGGUAGGCUGAGACGCGAAACAGGUACGAACACAUCGAGCAGUGGACCAAGUGGAGAAAUGGGACCAGUUAUGUCACAACAGACGACAAAUAAUAGAAAUACCCAUAGGGUAUAAAUAUAUAUGUACAUACGUAUGUAUGUAUGUAGAUGAUUAUGAAAAGAUCUGCAAAUGAAACCCAUUUAUUUGAACGAAAUUAGCUGCACAAAUUAACAUUAAACUUCAAAGUUGAAGUAAACGAAAUAGACUCGAAGGUAUUGGCGGUGUUAGUAAAAAGUCGUCUUUAAGUAGUUUAAAAAAAAAUGAAAAAAGUGAAAAAUGAAAAAGAACGGAGGCGAAUAAAUCCUCUUUCUUCGAAGGAGGAGGAGGAGGGGGGGCGAGAGACGGGAGAAAUCAGUCAUAGAUUCAAUAAUAGUAAUCCACAUAAUACGCAUAUAGCAAUACAAUCGGAAAACAAACGAUAAAAGAAUCAUACCUAUAUCGUCCGUCAUCGUUACGAUUCAGACAGCUAUAACCUUUCAAGGAACUCAUGAUCGUUGUUUCUUCUCGUACUAAAUAUCAUCGACGGUGUUUAUCCUCGUACAUUCCUUGCUACUGCCGAAUAAUAUCAAACGCUUUACGAGAUGUAUUGGUAAUUAUCUGGUUCGCGUCGAUUGUUCGCGUUAAGUCAGCGAUAAUGCCUCCACCAUGGGCAGAUCCGUCGAGCAAUCCCUGCGCCGCUCAACCACGUGGCUGGCAAUUGUUAUUUUGGCCGCCGGAUGGAAAGUGUUACAAAAUAUUCCAGAUUGGAGCUCCAUGCCCAGAGACAAUGGAACUGGGUCCAGCUGCAGGUAGAGGUGGAACUGUAGCCGAAUGUAGAUGUCCUCCAGGAACUGUGCAAUCUCCUAGAGAUGCUCUUUGCCAUAAGAUAUAUACCAGAGCAUCCUGCUCGAAAGGACAAUUUUUUGCACCCGUUCCAAAGACUUCUGGCAAGUCUAGGUGGGGUGUCUGUCACGAUCCAGAGCCAUGUACGGGGAAAGGAGAAGUCUACUGGCCUAGGGAUGGCAAAUGUUACCCCAAAUUUAGCAAAGGGCCAUGCCCAAAAGGUGAACUCCUUGCUAUAGAUGAAGACGGAUUAACGGUAUGUUCCUGCUCUAGAAAUGGAGAACUUGGACGAUAUCACUGGGCGGGUAGUGUGGGUGGUUGCCAUGAACAUUACACUAAAGGCCCAUGUACGGAACCUGGAGAAUUAUUUUUACCAGGUGGCGUAUGUGGCUGUCACUCUAAAUUACCUCAUUACCAUGAACCAACUGCGAUGUGUUAUCAAUUAGGCGAUAUCGGACCAUGUCCGCAAGGGCAUCACUUUAUCGUAACAAGCACGAUAACCAAUGAAGAAAUAGUUCAAGCUAAGUGUGUAUGCAAGCCAGGUCAUGUUCUCUAUGAAAAUGGAUUUUGCUACAGACUUUACACAAAAGGACCUUGUGAAAACGGCUAUAUGCUAAUAAAUUCGACCACUUGUAUUCCUGUGCCUUGUAAACGGGGUCGACUAUAUUUUUCACAAGAAAAGACGUGUUACAAAAUAGGAACCAGAGGACCAUGUCCGAACGGACAAGUUGUUUUAUAUGAUUAUAAUAUACGACCAUCUGUUGAUGGAAUCAGUUACAAUGGAGUAUGUGGAUGUAUAAAUAUACUGACCGAUUCGAAAAAAUGUUCCGAAGAAGUUAAUGAUAGCUGCGAAUCUACGCCCGGAAUGGUGGAAAUAAAUAAAACCUGUUACAAAUUAUAUACACAAGGUCCGUGUACUGCAGGAGAAUGGUUGGUUGCACGAAGAAUGCCAAAACAGAGCUUAUGGAAGAACGAAGGAUCAGAGCCAAGGGCAAGAUGCGAAUGCAGACCCGGAUACAAAAGAAUCACGGACGGUCCACAAAUUUCUGAGUUAGAAAGUAAUAAUCUCUUCUCCCUGGGUAGUUGUCAGCCACCCACAGUAAGUUUAGCAAAGUUUCUCAAUGGAAGAGUAAAGUCAAUAAACUUUUAAGUAAAGAGGUCAAACUGUGUAUAAUAGCAUAUGGUGAUGAUAAAAUGAACUGUUUGAUAUGCAUUUUCUUUUAGAUAUUAUGUGUAAAUAACGUUGUAUAAAGGCUGCGCGUAAAAUGUUCUCAACAAUCUCGUGUGAAUUCCUCGAAUUUCUAUUUAUUUAAUAUCCUAGUUCUAUGAAAUUUUUCGUUUAAUUCCAUAGUUUAAGUCUGUACCGUUUUAAAAUUUGUUAUGCAGAUAUACUCGUAUUAAUAUAAUUCUAGUACUUAUUUUUAGUAUUACUAUAUUAUAAAUGUAUGCGAAAAGACUUUUGUCAAACCUAAUAAUUAAAUAUCACCUUUACUGCCAAUGUUUUGUAAAUACAUACAAUUUAUGGUGUCUCUUUUAGAAUAUAGUAAUUAGAUUUCUGAAAGCCGAUAAGAUUUUCUAGAAUGUGUCAAAUUUUAUAAAUACAUACG
Messenger RNA from Bombus pyrosoma, 4524 nucleotides. RefSeq lists its product as uncharacterized. Bases 2583 to 4067 code for a protein of 494 amino acids. The record is from RefSeq and is a predicted model, not a curated record. The transcript has 5 exons. NCBI's taxonomy places the organism in Eukaryota, Metazoa, Arthropoda, Insecta, Hymenoptera, Apidae.